Messenger RNA from Lineus longissimus, 3512 nucleotides. RefSeq lists its product as uncharacterized. The coding region runs from base 557 to 2995 and encodes 812 amino acids. The transcript has 3 exons. NCBI's taxonomy places the organism in Eukaryota, Metazoa, Nemertea, Pilidiophora, Heteronemertea, Lineidae. The record is from RefSeq and is a predicted model, not a curated record.
UCACCCAGCUGAUUAGCGUCUCCACGUGGAUGUUGACUCUAUUGUCUUUUUGACAACGUAUCUGUACAUGACAUAGGGUCUGAGGAUAGAGCGACAGUAGAUGGGUUUCCCCGCCACUAUCGAUAAGAUGAUGUCACUAAUGAAAGGCUAACAUUUCGUAACAUCAUAAAUGGAUCAUUUCGUUCCUUACUGCGAAUUCAAACUGGAUGAUUUCGGAAAUGCCACGCUGCGCUGGAAGAUGACUAUCGUUGCCUCGUGUAUGUGGCCGUUCUUUCUAAACAUUUGGAUACGGCGAAUGGUUUGUUCGCUUGGAACGAUACAUCUACGGAUUUCACUGAGGAUGUACAACACGGAAUAAGAUGAACCAAGGUUAGAUUUGAUAUCGAAUUUCCAUAAGCAGGAAUAUUUCAACCAGAAUCUGGAUCUCCCUGUUUGCCCUCAAAAGUUCAACCACAAGAUAAAUGAUUGCGACAAAUGCACCAAAACAUGACAACACCGGAACCGGAACUGCAGGAACUGGAACUAGGCAACAGAGUGGAGUCGCCGAACACAUAACAUGCCGAAAUCCUACCAGACAACCGCCGAUAAAUCACAAGGAGACAGUACACGGUUCUUCCGGUGGUGGCAGCACAAGCACAAGCACCAAUCGGUGAAAACCACCGAAAACGAUUCGGAUAACGAUUACACUGACGUCCAUUAUAUAUUCGACCCAGACGCCCCCUAUAUGAAUUCGACAAACUCUACCUUCGCCUCCAAUCAUUUCUUCAAAAAGAAGUUGAUUUUGGGCGACAUUUCGGCUCGACGCGGCCCGGUUGCUCAGCCAAUCACAACCGUGAUUGUCAUAGCCAGUAUCUUUCUAUUUAUUACGAUGUCAAUCACUGCGGCGACUGUCGUGUUCUGCAAAAAGAAAAACACUGUUUUUGUGCUGAAUAAAUCGGAACAAGAAGAUUUAGGUUCAGAUUAUGAGAUGGACGAAUUGACAAAUACUGAUAUGGAAUAUGGUGAUUUCGGAAGUGAAAUGGGUCUGAAUCGCAAAAAGUCUGCCUCGACGUCGACCUGCAUUUCAAAAUUAGAGACUGAUUUAGAAGACACGCGUCGCCCCCUCGUGGCUAAUUUCGAUGACAACAUGGACGAUCAGCGAUAUUUAGUUUCUGAUAUGCCCUAUAGGAGUCGAACUUUGUGCGAGAACGAGCAGAAGGGUUACCGUCGAUUGACGGUGUCUGCUGUCGUCGAGAAGCCGGGAAUUCUGGGUGGCAUAGACUCGGAAAAUGAGGAAUCGCCUUAUCGGAUUCCGAGUAAUUUGUCAAAACAAAAAAAUAAAGGUUUCUAUCGUCUGACUAUGGUUCAGUCAGACGUGGAUAGUGAUUGUGAAAAUAGUCCGGCGCAUAAGAAACGAGUUCCUAACAAACGUGUCACGGGGCGGAAAUUGUGUAAAUGCGCUGAUUCGUCCGACAUAAAUUGGGAUAAUAUCAAAAUAUUACCGUCACAGGAUGGGGAGGAGUUGAUGCUGUAUGAAGCGAAGGCUGAGUGUGAUAUCUGCGAUCAUAAAGGUCAAGGUCAAUUCAGGGGCCGUAUCCAAGGUCAAGGUCAAAUUCGCAACCUUGGUAACGUAGACAAAUUCGAGAAUAUCCCCUUGGAUAAUUACGUUGGGGAUGCUUGCGGAAAAGGGCGCUACCGAAAGGUUCCAACUUUGGUGGAAUCUCCGUUUCAUACACAUUCAAAAGGUGGGGCGGUGAACGGGAUUAAAGCGCGUUCGCCGGAAGUGAUUGUAAAUAGGAAUUUUGAAGACGUUGGGCUGACUCUGCCUGUCAAGUCUGUUUAUGAUAACGAGGCAAACCGGACAUCCGGUGCCCACAACAGUAACCAUAGUAACCAGAGGGGUAGUUUCCGUCGAGGUCAUGAGAAAAGCUCAAAAGAGAGUUGCAGGGUUCAUGGAGUCCAAAACGAUACAGAGGAUGAAGCGGAUGACGAAAUGCCCGAUAGAAGGCGUUAUGUUUUGUAUGAGUUGCCAAGGCAUCGCAGCCAGGGUACCAACACUGGGGUAACUGUGUCGACGCAAACUGGAGAGUCUAAUGAACUGUGUGAAAUUGGCUCAAAUCCGAACUGUGAUGCAAAUUAUGUAACUAUAGCGCCGUCUGGCGGUAAAGAUAUAAAUAGGAAACAGAUGUCGUCACCUGGUGAUAGAAAUGCAAAUGCCAACCAAAAUGUAAAUAAAACACACACGCCGACUGGUGGCAAAACUUUGAGUGAGAUUAUUAUAGAUCCUAAUAUGAGUUCUGUCCAGGGUAUUUUACCCAAUGCUGAAAAUAGUUCGGGUCUUCUAAAUGAAGUGUCGCCAUUUGGAGGGCGUUUCGACAAUCAAAGGAAGAUAUUCCAAGACGUUUCUUGCCAUUCUGACAUUUGUUUAUCUCUGAUGUCACCAACGGAAGUUGGCUCUUUGUCGUCAAGGCAACAGCAAACCUCCGAGAUCGUGUCCCACAAUGCAACAAAACGCUCUUCCCCGCCGAAUGAAGCAAACAAUGAAAAGCUUUCAAAAAACGAAACUGUGUCACGUGCCCGCGACAUGUACACACCACGUGAUGCAUGCUCAAGGUCAGACGACAAGUCAGAACAGAGCAUGCAAGAUUCAACGCUGCCACACAAAGAUGACACAUCAGAAAUAAGCAAUAGUGUUUCGGAACAAGAUUUGGCAAAAAGUCCAAGUUUUCCACAAAGUGUCCCUCCUGUUAUACCACCUAGGCGAUUCAAGAUGCAAUUGGAGGACAAUUUUGCCAGAGGCAACCAAUGGAAAACUCGAGCCGAAGGCGGCACUUCAAACACUUCUCCUAUUGGUCAAGUUUUGAACCACUCUCCCAGCAGUAUUGUUAGUCCAAAUCAAACUCUUCCUUCGUUUGGUGUAGCAGCCGCCAGGGGGCGUGCCGUUGACAAUCUGACCAGUAGGAAUUCAGAACACCAUCCACUUACAGGAGUUUCUCACGUGACCUCUCCACAAUGAAUACAUAUUAAAUUGCUCAUUUGGUCACUUGGACUGUUGAAUUAGUGAAUUUAGGUGUGUUACAAAUGUAUAUACAAAAAGGCUCUUUAAGUUCUGCUAAACGAGCACGUGCUGCGCAUGCUCGGAAAGCAAAGUGAUGGUUGGUCUAGCUUUCCUACACCUCGUCCCAAGGAGGUCUUAAGCUACAUCAGCCACUCUUCGGAUAAAUGCCCAGUAUCACCAUUGAGAAUCAGAAUUAUAAACAUUUGUCGGGAUUCAAUUUUUGGGGGAGCCACUGUCUCCAGCCCCCCCCCCCCCCCUCCCCGCAUCGCUGACUCCUUAACAACUUGCAUUGGAGGUUGAUCAAAACCCAUUAUAAUUUUGUUUGUAAAUAUAAAGGACAAUAGAGGUAAAUAAAUUGCCGUUUGAAAAAGUAAACGUAUUUCCUGUAAAAAUGGCCAGGUGCGCUGCUGCACUGCUUAGUUUACUAGUAUAUAGGGUCUUAGUUUUCUAGUUGGGUCUUAGUUUCUUUCUAUAG